Monopterus albus (swamp eel) is the source of this 4102-nucleotide messenger RNA. It is a transcript of the gene plk3, whose product is annotated as polo-like kinase 3 (Drosophila). The record is from RefSeq and is a predicted model, not a curated record. The coding region runs from base 2 to 1870 and encodes 622 amino acids. The transcript is spliced from 15 exons. Gene Ontology annotation, molecular function: protein binding; ATP binding; protein serine/threonine kinase activity. Gene Ontology annotation, biological process: Golgi disassembly; mitotic spindle organization; protein phosphorylation. Gene Ontology annotation, cellular component: nucleus; centrosome; kinetochore. Lineage: Eukaryota; Metazoa; Chordata; Actinopteri; Synbranchiformes; Synbranchidae.
CAUGACAAAACCAGAGCUCGGACAGGUUGUGACCGACUCCAAGACAGGAAAAUCCUACAGUAAAGGGAAGCUUCUGGGAAAGGGUGGCUUUGCUCGAUGCUAUGAGAUGACAGACCUCUCCAACAACAAAAUGUAUGCUGUGAAGGUGAUUCCACAGAGCAGGGUGUCCAAACCACACCAGAGGGACAAGAUUACGAAUGAGAUUGAGCUGCACAAAACCCUGUCACACAAGCAUGUGGUGAAAUUCUCCCAUCAUUUUGAAGACCAUGAAAACAUCUACAUAUUCCUCGAGCUUUGCAGUCGGAAGUCCCUGGCACACAUUUGGAAGGCGAGACACACACUUACAGAGCCAGAAGUGAGAUAUUACCUUAGGCAGAUCAUAUCUGGCCUCAAAUACCUCCACAGCAAAGGCAUCCUACACAGAGAUCUCAAGCUAGGUAACUUCUUUGUCAAUGAGAACAUGGAACUGCGGCUGGGAGACUUCGGCCUUGCUGCCAAGCUGGAGACAGUCGAACAGAGUAAAAAGACAAUUUGUGGGACUCCCAACUACUUGGCCCCCGAGGUGCUCAACAGACAGGGCCAUGGCACAGAGUCUGACGUUUGGUCCCUCGGAUGUGUCAUGUACACACUUCUAUGCGGUAACCCGCCGUUUGAGACUCUUGACCUGAAGGAGACCUACAAGUGUAUAAAGGAAGUUCGGUACAAUUUGCCCUCCACGCUUUCCCCUGCUGCACAGAAACUCAUUUCAGGCAUCCUGCAGAAAAACCCCAGCGACAGACUGACGCUGGAUCAAAUUCUCACCCAUGAAUUCUUCACCAAAGGUUUCACUCCGGAUAAGCUUCCACCCAGCAGUUGUGUGAUGGUGCCAGAGCUCCACCCCCCCAGCCCUGCCAAGAAAUUCUUCACUAAAAUGGCAAAGAGCCUCUUUGGCAAGAAAAAAACAAAAGUGGAAAAAAUUCCAUGCGAGGAAAAAGACGACAAAGACAUUUCCAAGCUGGUGUCUGGAAUCGUAAAAUGUUCCAUCAACCGGCAGAUCAGUUGCAAGACAGUGGGACCCAAUGAGGUGCCCUCUCCCACCGGCCAGCUGGUCAGCUCUGUGCCUCUGGAACAGACUCCUGCUGAGGAGGAAUCCAGGAAGUCGAUCUCUCGUUCGUUCAAGGGCACUAUGGCCAGCAGCACCGAACCAUGUGAAGAUGUCUUGACGCCUGCAGCUGUUGCUGACUCAGCCAUGAAAGUUCUCAACAGCUGCCUGGCUAACAUGCCUGCAGCCACCAGGAACCCGCCCUGUCUGUCCAGGCCACACUCCUUCCUGUGGGUGACUAAAUGGGUUGACUACUCCAACAAAUACGGAUUUGGCUACCAGCUGUCGAACCAAACUAUUGGUGUGCUCUUCAAUGAAGGAACACACCUCAGUCUUUGUGACCAACGCAAGACAGUCCACUACUGCUUGACCAACAACAAACACUUCACUUUUCCUACCAGCUCUCUACCUGAGCAGCUUCGCAGCCAGAAACAAAUUGUAGAGCUAAUGGCCAACUACAUGGAGCAGAACCUUAUGGAGGGUGGAGAUCUACACUGUGAGGAUCAGGUCUCAGCUGCACCUCCUCUGCUGCUCCAGUGGGUGAAGACUGACCAUGCUCUUGUCAUGCUCUUCAACAAUGGCACUCUACAGGUUAACUUCUACACAGACCACACCAAGAUCAUCCUGUGCAAGUCAUCUGAUGACUCUUACCUGCUCACCUACAUUAACCGGGAACGUGUCUCAUACACUUACCUCCUCAGCAUGCUGAAUGAGAUGGGCUGCACCCCUGAGCUGCGGCACAGACUCCAAUACGUGGUCCAGCUGCUCCAACACCACACAGGUGCCUGAGAGUGCAGCUCUGUGCCUCCCAGGCUGCCUGAGUGGCAGAUGCCUUAGAGGCAGCCUGACUGGUUGAUAUCAUUUCUCAAGGCAGUGCCAGGAGGGGUUGACUGAUGGAUGAGGGCUGCUCAAUUCCUCUGAGCAAUAUUCAUUUCUGGACUGGUGCUUUGGCAGCUGAUUAUCAAAUUGAUUGACCUUGAUAAACAUCAAGCAGUCAGGAAGUUGCACAAUGCGACACCUGCCUCGAGGGUUUGUGCCUGUUCAGCUUAUGCCUCAAAGGUAUUCACCUGGAAGGUGUUGAUACCUAAAAUAAAAGACUCUUUAUCUGGCCUGAAAUGAUGGACCCCUCAUAGGCCUAAAUGAACAUCCAAACUCCAGUCGUUUUCCCUCACUCACUAAGAACCACUGCUUCUUGGCUGGAUCUUAAGCCACCAACCAACCCUACAGCUUUCAGCUUGCCCAUGAUGGCAGAUAACCCAGGCAUGGUUUCUCAGAGGUAUCUAAACACUAAAAUGGUCUUAUUUGCCCGUAACAAAACAAGGAUAAUCUUGCAGCUGGAAUGCUUUCAGGUUUCAUUUUCCAAAAGUAUUUUAGCAGCAAGGUCAUUUACACUGUUGACUUGCACUGGACCUGUGCUCUUACAACAGAGAUGCUUAAGGAAGAAGUGUGGUUGGAUUAGCAAGAGACCCUCCUUCCCUCAGUUGGUUUGUGGUCACUUUGGUCCAUGGUGCACACCUAAUUUUUUUUUUUUAAAUGGCCCAGCUAUAGGAUCACACUACGAUCUUGACCACACAUGCACAAAUAACAUUCCUGGCCUAAUUUAACAAUAGUGAUGCUAAAGUUUGGAGAGUCUUCUCCUGCUCCAACAUCACUUUUUUUUUUUUUUUUGGUUUGGUUUUGAGAUAGCUAUUAAAUUUCACUGACGUGGUACACAGAAUACUAACGGGGCUGUGGGAGCAACACAAUUUUGCACUUUUUUUGUGAAUUCAUUUGGAAAGAGAAACGUUUUAGCACCACUUGUUGUGUAUUUUAUUUGGUUUUAACUAGAUACCAAAAGAUGUUUUCUUUGUUGGUUUUUAAAAUGGUUCAGUUUUAAAUCCACAUACAGUAGGUGAAUGUGCCACAUGUGCUGGUUAACAAAACCGUUGGUUGGAAUACAAGGUCGGGGGCGGGGGGUUAAAAGUGCCUUUCUGAGGGAUGUCUGUAUAGUGCAAUAACAACCCUUUGUGAAUGUCGAGCUGGAUACAAACACGAUUCAAGAUGGGUUUUAUAGGUGGGAUUUACUUUUAUACUUUAAGUCAAGUUUAAAAGUAAGUCCACUAGCACUACCCUCUCACUACCUGGUAUAAGCUUUUAGAACAACUGGUAUCAUAAGUAUAUAUCCCAGAAAUAUCUAUUUAUGGGGGAGGGGUGGAAGCAAACUUGUCCUCUGCUGUACUGUAACCCUUAUUGGUUUACAUUGUUUUCUCAACCCAGAAUUGGUUCCUGCAAACUGUGACCUUGGAAUACAAGUAUUAUGUACACAUUUUCAACAACCCAUUAUGAAAGCCAUCUGCCAAUUCAGAAGAGUCUUUAUUUUUUUGGCACAUAAUGUCCUGUUUGCUAUUUAUUUUUUUUUAUUUAUAUGUGUAUUUUUAAUUUAUUGUUGUGUAAAUGUAAUGUAGCCAUUCCUUGACACAAGAAAAUGUUCAGUUUCGAUCACCUUUUUGUAUGUAAUGUUUUUUUGGGGGGAAAUGGGGCAAAAAUAAAGUUUACUGAAAAUAUUUUUAUUGUUGCACAUCAUAACCUGCUUUAUCAUAGUUGAUCAUGUCUAUAUUUUACGAAGUCUUUGUAAAAUGUUUUAAGUGGUAUCUGGCAUUUUUCUCAGCCAGUCAUGGCAGUGCAUCAGAAUUAUACCUUCACAAGCCAGCUUCACUGUAAAACUGCCGCUUUUGCUGUUAAAUACCUUGUGGUUUCUACUAGCAAUAGACUUGUGGCCUAUGGCAAUACUGUAUCACCUUACCAUGUUGAUGCCUUGCUUAUCUCUUUGAAACCAGCCUUACCUUCAGCUCUUUAUCACAAUGAUACCAAGGAAAGUGGGGGAUGGUAAGAUGAGAUGAACAAAGUAUAUAAUUAUAGCAUUAUCUCUAAUGUAAAUUAAAAAUAACAUGUUAAAACAUGUAUGUGCCACAUAAAGGAAAAAAAAAAUCAAACAUUGAGGUAUCAGGAGAAAAUACUUGGUGACUUUUGUUCUUGUCACAG